CACUUACAUAGGCAGUUUACUCCUUUUUUUGGGUUCUCAUUCUCCUCUGCCCACUCUAAAAAACACCCACUAUCUCAUCUGACUAUAAAUGCGGGUGGUGUGUUACUAUCUAAGAGAGAGGGAGUAAAAAAAGUGUCAGAUAAGGCAUGAUCAACAGUGAAGGGACAUGAUGUGUAAAGUCCUGUUGUGUUUUUGUGUCCUGAGUCUAAUAAAUCAUGUUUUUCCUACAGAGAUAUCUGUGCAUCUAAACUCCUCUGUUGCCCUGCCCUGCGCAUUCUAUCUUUCAAACAAUGAUAAACUCUUCAACAUCACUUGGUCCUUCAACGGAUCCAUCAUUGCUUCCAAUAAAGAAACAGAAAGUGAACAGUACUUGAUCGCAUCAUCCAGUGGAUUCAAUGGAUUUUUCCCCCUGACAGUGUACAAUGUUACUCCACACAGUCAGGGGUUGUAUGAGUGCCAUGUAAAGAGCAAUCUAACUGAUUACUUCAGCAAUGUAACACUGAUCAUUUUGGCUCCACCAUCUGUAUCAGUGCCUUUUACAGAGGUGGUGUUGGGGCGAGAAAGCACAAUAGAGUGUUUGGCGAAGGAUUUUAAUCCUCCUAACAUCACAUUCUCUUGGACACGAGCAGGCCAAGAGAUCAGAGCUCCUCAAAAAUUCCAAAUAAACCACACAGAAGAUGGUCUAUAUGAAGGUCUAAGCCAGCUGGUGCUUAUUCCAGAACUUACUGAUCGAAACACUACAUUUGCCUGUGUAGUAAACCAUGAAACUCUGGAGAAACCACUUGUGAAAGAGUUCAGAAUAAACAUCACCAUCCUUCCCAAAGUCACUCUGUCUGUUGUGCCGUCCUCUUUACGCUCAUCUCCGCUUACCUUGGUGUGCGAAAUCAGCGGAUUUUAUCCACAGAAUGUGUCUGUGUUGUGGAUCAGAAAUGGCACUGUCCUUCCUGAGACUCCUCAGAUACAACAGAACAAUGAUGGAACGUAUAGAAUGCGUCACUUUCUCACUCUUAGCAUGGAGGAGCGGGAGAGAGCUGGACAAGUGCAGUGUGUAGCUCAACAACGUCAUAUAUUUCAACCAGCUUCGAGUACCAUCGACCUAUUAACGGCUGAUUCGUUGGUGCAGAAACUUCUGCUUACUAAAUCUGCAAAGGCCUCAGUGGCAAUGAUGAUCAUCUCUUUGGUACUCGUCCUUCUGCUUUGCUUUGGAUUCUCUUGGAAAAGAAGAGAUGAAAAGCAAAAAAGUUUAAGUGUGUCAUGCAUCAUUCUGCCCCCGAGGGUGGUGGUGGGACAGAAAGGCCGUGUCACCAUCAGCAUAGAAGGAAGAAGAGCAGAUCAAGUCCAAACAGCCUGGUUUCUCAAUGAUAUCCCUAUAACAGAUACAUCACACAAGGAAAGCAGUGGCUCGAGAGGUCACACGCCAAGAACAUCCCGUGUAUCACUGUUGUCAGAAAAAGCCCCUCUGCUGGCUUCUACUGCUCUAGGUUACUACAAACUGCACACCCGAAAGCCCCUGCACUCGACGGGCCCCACCAAGCAACUCCUUUCCUCCUUCACUUUCAUUCCUACCCUGUUGGUUCAUAAAGGGGCUGUCUUCAAGUGCCAAAUUUCCUAUAAAGGGAAAGACAAGAUAGUAAUGGAGAGAGUGUCAGAGAAGUUUACAGUUCUGUCACCGCCUGAGGUCUCAGAAAUCCAGCUCUCAGAGCCAAAUGAAGAGACAGGUAUUGUAAUAAUGACAGUUGAGGCCUCUCACUUUCACCCAGAUGUUAUCACCUUUCGCUGGUUCUGUGAGGGGGGAGAGCUAUGUCCCGUGGCUGCCCCCUCAGCCCUGGCAGCUCCACGUCCCGAUGCACAAGGUUUCUUUUCAGCACAAAGCCAGUGCAGGUUGCCCAGGGACGAGCUGGAAAGAGGAGAAACAGCAGUGUGGGUCACUGUCCAUCAUAUGUGUCUCAAACAGCCUAUCACACGAAAGACCAGAGGGUUCAUAAAGAAGCCGACUGUAUCAGAAAUCACCAGCUCUCUCUAUCCACAAAGCCCACAAACAGGACUUUUAACACUGGCCUGUAGCAUCACAAGCUUCUACCCUCCAGACAUUGCAGUAAAAUGGCUAAAGCGAUGCAACAAUGUGGAAAUGGAAGUUAAGAAAGAGGAAGGGCUGAUGGAAGUAUGGGGGCCAGUCCAGACACAACUGAAGACAUUUAGAGCUAUGGCUUUGCUAACAGAAGUGGAGAACAGGCUGAAGGACAUAGAAAAGGAUGCAAAGUUUGUGUGCAGAAUUGAGCACUGCUCUCUCCUCGAGCCCAUUGAGCGUGUCUGGACAAACUCUCCUUUUGUGGCUCCCUCCAUCCCUGCUUCCUUGUCUGUCAGCUGGAAUAAUGAUGGUGUAGGAGUGUUUUCGUUGUGCCUGUCUGGUGGUGUUCCACAUCCCAAACUCCAGUGGGCUGCAGGAGGCUCCUUUUUAAUGCCACUCAUAUCUAGAGAGACAGAGAAAGUGACAGACAAAGCAGCAAGAGAGCUACACAGUGUCUGUGCAUUGACAAAAUCUGCAGAACCACAAGGAGGCAAAGCCAGCAUUCAAAAUGUCGAAAAUGGACAUCUAUGCAAUUCUCAGUUUCCAGCAUUGCAAAGUGAAGCAAAUAAUGAGAUCCUGGAUAGUAAAAGAAAACAAGAGAACCAAAGUGAAAGAGGUCAAGUGACACCAGACAUUAUAGACGAGACCACAAACAAAGCUGGACAGACUGAAUUUGAUUCUUUGUACAUAAAUAAAGUAUAUGUGGGGAAAGAAGGAAGACGAGCAGAGAGAGGGUGUCUGAGAGUUACAGUGGAGAUUACCCAUCCUGCACUUCACCUACCUGUUUACUUCAACUGGACAGAGCCUGAAGAGGAAGUGGAGUCUGUAUAAUAAAAAAACUAAAAUUAUCUCAAAAUAAUUUUUUUUAUCUUAGCUUUUUAGAAAUCUUACAGCAUUUAUAAUUUCCAAUAACCUGCAGAAUUUUCCUAAGACUUUAUUUACAUUUAUGUGUUAUUGUUUAUAAAUACUUUUUCAGUUUUUAGUACUAAUAACUUAUUUUUUUAUUUAAAAAAAUGUUAAAUUAUGUUCUAUGCUAUAAACAUUAUAAGCUUGAAUUUACAAUGUGACAAAAUAACAUAACAUGAUAAGAUUAUAUGUAUCUUUUGUAAUAAUACUUUUGCUGAAUCCUAAUGUAACAGGAUUUUUAUAUAUAUAUAUAUAUAUGUGUGUGUGUGUGUGUGUGUGUGUGUGUGUGUGUGUGUGUGUGUGUGUGUGUGUGUGUGUGUAAAACCUUUAUAGUAAAGUUUUGAUCAUUUGCAAAAGAAAAUAAUUUUAGUGUGCACUGCUAUUCUUAUUUAGAGGAACUGAAUAGUUGCAUGAAACUGAUAAAAUGUAUUUUGGCAAAUGUGCACAUGAAGUAGUAAAAUGUUUAGGUAAAUAAAAGAUGAUUGGACUUAAAAAGAAGAUAAUACUGAUUUUUAUACAAACAUAAAUGGAGUUUACAAUUAAGCUCUUUGUUCUGUCUUUCCUAAUCAUUGAUACCAACAUAUAAUGUACUGCAGAAUAAAUAACUAUUCAUUCGUAAAAAGGGUUAUAGGGUUAAAGUAUUUUUUUUUUCAACAGUUAUGUGAUUAUCUUUCGUUUCUCCCCUACUGCCAUGCUUAAGCGGCUCUCAUUUGCAUAAUGACAUGUCCAUUUCAACGAGUCGACUCUUUGAGUCGGCUGUUUUGAGUGAACGUUGGGAGUCGAGUCGUGUAUCUCUAACGUAAAUCAUCUUUGUUUUCUUUUUUGUUUAGGAGUAAAGUUUUUCUUUUACUAUAUUAAUCAAAUCUAAUAAUGAUGUUAAUGAAGAAUCUAUAGCCUAAUAGAGUUAUAGCGAAAUAUCGCGUGAAGUUUAGAUACUGUAAAGCAAUUACACGGGGGCAGCUGUAAACUGAAAGAGUCGACUCUUUUAGAUGAUCCGAUCAUUCCCAUCAUCAACAAGAUUCUGGUUCCUUGUGGUCUGAUGAGUCCCUCUGGAAAAGGGCGUGGCUUUGACUUUUCCUCCAAAAAAGAAAAAGAAAACAUUCUAUUAAAAGUGUUAUAAACUCGUUUUCUUAUUCAAUUAAAACCUACAUGUAUCAGCAGCACUUGCUGAGUCACAUUCUGUCACUUGGGUCUACUUUCCUCUCACAUCACAAGGGUUUGGUUGCGCUGAGCUCCAUCAUCAAAUGCGGUUAUUUCUACAUCCAGCUCGUUUCCUGGUUUGUUACACUUUUAAACAUUAGGGAAGUGUUCACAGGCUCGUGUUGCAGUAGCAGUGCGAUUAGAGAAGUGCUUAUCAGCAAACCGACUUUUGGAUCAUGUAUUAGUGUUUCUUAGCUUUCGUAUUUUUUUUUUUUAUUAACCACAAACCAAACGCACGUCCUGUAAUAUGCUUCUCUUCGACCAAAACAGAUCUCUUUGGCUCCUUCCUCUUUAAAACCCCAAUUUCUCGACCUUAAGAGCUAGACUGGAGAGCUGCAUGUUCAGUUCAAAGAUCUAGAACGACUUUUUCCGUAUUUAUUUAAAGCAACUUUAUUUCAAAGUGACCAGAGAUGGAAGGUUCAGAGAGCACAAUAAGCAGAGUUGGUCGUGCUGUGUGGACCGUUUGGGGUUACCUUACAGGCACUGUUGGAAGAUAUCUCAGACCAGAGGUCACGAAUCAAGAGGCCCACAAUGUGCAUUUUAAGCAAGACGAAACUGUGUCAAUCAGUAAGGGUUAUAAGGAGUUACAAAUAAAGGAAGAGGACAAAGAAAGGACUAAAACAAAGACAGAGAGAAAGACAAUCGAAGAUCUGCAGUAUCCCGGGGUUAGUGUGCGGGCCGCUGCUGUUCAGUGGGAAAAGUCAAACAUUGUUUGUGAUGGCCAUGAAGUAAAAGACAAGAGCAAACACACUUGCAUUAGUUCAAAAGUUAUAGACAAGAGAGCACAGAAGGAUAAAGAAAAAACUUUGGAUAAUAAAAAUGAAUCACAAAAAACUCCCAAUGUACAAUUUACUGAACAAGAAGAUUCACCUGCUUCCAUUGUUGCAGAUGUCAAGAACCAAGAGAGAAAAUUUUCUGGAGGGGAUGAAGAUGAUUUUAAUGUUGGGAAGAGUGAAAGCAAACCGGACCAGACAAAGAAACCAGAAGAGAAGGAGAAAAGGGUAGAAUUUGAGGAAAUUGGAAAAGAAGAGUAUACUCCAUGGCUAGACCAGGGCUUGACACUGGAAGUUGAUCUCAAUUUUGAGAAGGGUGAAAACAGCAAAGAGCAGGAAAGAAGACAGGAAAGAAAAGAGGACAUUGCUAAAAUUGCAAGGGAAGAGGAGAAUGACACUGACAGAGGACUGUUUGAAGAUGACGUUAUUGUCCAUGGCUUACUUGCGAAGGAAUUAUAUUCCUCAUAUUCAUAUUUUACUGAGAGUAAUGAAAACAGUCAGAAAGAGAAAGGGGAAGAGAAAGGUGUUGAAAUAAUGAGGAGAGAUGAUAAAGCAGAAGAAGGCACAAUUAAAAAUGAUUUGGUAGAACAAGAAUUACUAGCCAAUGAAGCUGAUCUAAAUGUUAAGAAAAUUUCAACCAAUCAGGAGCAGGGAGGAAAAAAGGAAGAGAAAGUUGAAACUGGAGAAGAAAUGUUUGAACGUGAGUUUGUUGAACAACGCUUACUGGCCAAGGAAGCUGAUCUAAAUCUUGAGAGUAAUGUAUUCCAGGAGCGAGGAGAAAAAGAGGGAAAGGAAGUUAAAAGUGCUGAUGAAAUUAAGAGGAGAGAGAAAUAUGAAACCGAAGAAGAACAAAUUAAAGGUGAGGUUAUCGACAAGGAUUUAUUGGCCAAUAAAUCUGAUUUACAUUUUGAAAUAAGUGGAAUCAUCAUGGACCAGAGAAUUAAAACUGAAGAGGAAGGUGUUGAUGAAAUGUCUAGAAGAGAAAAUUAUGAAACUGAAGAAGAGCCAAUUAAAAGUGAGUUUAUUGAUAAGUUUAGUGAAGCUGAUAUAAAUGGUGAGGGGAAUAAAACCAGUCAAAAACAGGGAAGAGCAGAUAAAGAGGAAGUGGAAAGUGCUAAUGAAAUCUCUAGAAAAGAAAAUGAUGAAACUGAAGAUGAACCAGUUAAAAGUGAGUUUAUUGAUCAGUUUAUUGAAGCUGAUCUUAAUGUUGAGGGAAUGCAAACAAUGAACAGCAGGGAAUGACAGAUAAAGAGGAAGUAGAGGAAGUGGAAAGUGCUGAUGAAAUCUCUAGAAGAGAAAAUUAUGAAACUGAAGAAGAACCAAUUGAAAGUGAGUUUUUUGACCAGGGAUUAUUGACCACAGACGUUGAUUUAAAUGUUAAAAGAAUUGAAAACAGUCAAAGGCAGGGAGAGGGAAAGGAAGAGAAAGGUGUUGAAAUAAUAAGGCGAGAGAAUGAUGACACUGGAAAAGAUAUUUUUAAAUGUAAGUUUGUUGAACAAGGCUUACUGACCGAGGAAGCUGAUCCUAAUCUUGAUAGGAAUGUGUACUUUCAGGAACAGGAAAGAAAAGAGGAAAAGGAAGUUGUAAGUGCUGAUGAAAUUUUAAGGAGUGAGAAUGACGACACUGAAGAUGAACCAGUUAAAAGUGAGUUUAUUGAUCAGUUAAUUGAAGCUGAUCUUAAUGUUGAGGGGACUGCAAACAAUGAACAGCAGUUAAGGACAGAUAAAGAGGAGGAAGAGGAAGUGGAAAGUGCUGAUGAAAUCAUUAGAAGAGAAAAUUAUGAAACUGAAGAAGAACCAAUUAAAAGUGAGUUUAUUGACCAGGACUUAUUGACCACAGAAGCUGAUCUAAAUGUUGAGAGGAAUGAAAACAAUCAAGAGCAGGGAUGGACAGAUAAAGAGGAAGAAGUUAAGAAUGUGAAAAGUGCUGAUGAAAUCUCUAGAGGAGAAAAUUAUGAAACUGAAGUAGAACCAAUUGAAUGUGAGUUUUUGACCAGGGAUUAUUGACCACAGACGUUGAUUUAAAUGUUGAAAGAAUUGAAAA
Messenger RNA from Silurus meridionalis, 6990 nucleotides. Its product is annotated as probable serine/threonine-protein kinase kinX. The transcript has 14 exons. The record is from RefSeq and is a predicted model, not a curated record. Lineage: Eukaryota; Metazoa; Chordata; Actinopteri; Siluriformes; Siluridae. The coding region runs from base 167 to 2899 and encodes 910 amino acids.